AUGGGUUCAAUCCGCGGCAUUGUUACUUUGGGAGAUCUCAUAUUCGUUUGUGGUCUUGGGCGGUUCGCCUAUGUGUACCGCGGCAAGCGGCAAGUGUGCAAGGUUUACCUCAAGCAGAAGCUCACGGCCAUCCUACCACUCCAAUCUGCUGAUGUUGCAACCGAUGAUGACGACCAAUCUGAUGAUGGCGAGGAGGGUAGCGGCUCGUCAGAUGGGGAGGUUGUAGACGAUGGAGAAGAUGAUGAGGAAGACGGGCUGGAUGAGCUCGAUGAAAGUGACGGCUCGAGUGAGGGAGACUUCGGUGACUUUGAUGAGGACGAGGUAGAGGAGCCAAAGUCUACUCAGGAGGGCAGAAAGCGGAAACAAAAAUCUCCUGAAGGUGAUUACUUUAUCGAGUAG
Molecule: messenger RNA, 399 nt
Organism: Perkinsus marinus ATCC 50983
Lineage: Eukaryota; Perkinsozoa; Perkinsida; Perkinsidae
Exons: 2
Coding region: 1-399 (132 amino acids)
Source: RefSeq, a predicted model, not a curated record